AUGCGCUGGCUGGGCGUCCUGGCUGGGGCCUACAUGUCCCUCACGUUCGUCACAGGCUUCAUUUCCAUCUCCUCCCCAACUCAUCUCCACCUGGACACUUAUGAGCUGCACUUGAAGCAGCUUCUGCAACGGAUUCUGUGGUCAGCCAAUGUGAAGAGAUGCUUUGGUGUCAUCACGGAUGACCUCCACUAUUCCAUUUACGACAGGAGGUUCUUUGAGGCAGCAGGACGACAGGUAGUACCCUUCUUUGUGAUGCGUAUCAAUGCCAGCGAGGAUCUGGCGAGACCCACCAGGCGGGUGGAGCUCAUCCUGAAGGCCAUCAAGGCCAGUGAUUGUGAACUUAAUGUGAUCACCAUACUGAACGGCUGGCAGAUGCAGCGUUUUUUGCGAUAUAUUUACGCCACUAGGUCCUUGGAUGCCCAGAGCAAGUUUAUCCUUUUGCAUGACUCAAGACUUUUCGAGAGGGAUAUGCUGCAUCUGUGGAGUGUGUUUCUAGGAACGGUGUUCCUCAAAUGGGAGUUGGAUGAUAGUAGAUUCAUCAUCUCUACAAUAGCCUUUCCCGAAAUUUUAAGCGGCGUUUUGGUGGUAAAAAAUAUUGCCAAUUGGGAAAUGGGCAAAAGUGUCAAUGGAAAAAUUAUAUUUGCAGAUAAAACAAGUAAUUUAUACGGUGCCUCUGUUCCCGUGGCCAUUUCCGAACACGUUCCCAUGGUUAUGUGGCUGAACACCACUAAUAGUUACCAAGGCGUUGAAGUGGAGAUCAUGAAUGCCCUGGGCAAGGCUUUGAAUUUCCAACCCACUUACUACAAGCCAAACCAAAGCGAAAAUGCAGAUUGGGCGCUAGGAGGGGAAAACUAUGGAAGUACCGAAGGAUUUAGUGAGAAUGAAACCAGCAUAGAUUCUUUACUUAUAGAAGAGGUGGCUUCUCACAAUGCUCGCUUUGCCAUAGGUGACUUGCAUCAGUUUCAGGUGUAUCUGCAAUCCGUGGAGCUCAGUUUACCUCACAAUUUCGACUGCCUCACCUUUCUUACACCCGAAUCCUCUACGGACAAUUCCUGGCAGACCUUCAUCCUGCCUUUCAGUGGGGGCAUGUGGGCGGGUGUCCUGCUCUCCCUGUUCAUUGUGGGCACUGUGUUUUAUGGCAUUAGUUUUCUGAAUGCAAUUCUAACUAGAGGAGGUUCUACAGGAUUUUUUCGCUGCCUUAGGAGGAAUUGUGGGGUUCCCCUGGAUCCCAAGAUAUAUCGCAGGCUUAGUUUUAGGAUUGCCAUAGCCCGCUGUCGUCCUUCUAAGGAAUCAAGACGACCUCGUGAUCUUUUCGAUGAUUAUGCGAAUUGUAUACUGCUUACGUACAGCAUGCUCCUCUAUGUGGCCUUGCCACGAAUGCCUCGGAAUUGGCCGCUGAGGGUCCUGACGGGUUGGUACUGGAUCUACUGCAUUCUGCUGGUGGCCACUUAUAGGGCCAGUUUUACUGCCAUUUUGGCCAAUCCGGCAGCGAGAGUCACCAUCGACACCCUGGAGGACCUUCUGCUCUCCCACAUUCCACCCUCUGCUGGUGUCUCCGAAAACCGACAGUUUUUCCUGGACGCCAAUGAUGAAGUGGCCCGAAAAGUGGGUCAGAAAAUGGAGGUGAUCAGCCAAAUGGAGGAUCUGACCGCACGUAUAGCCAAGGGUCAGUGUGCCUACUACGACAGCGAGUUCUUUUUGCGGUACUUGAGGGUGGCUGAUGAUUCUGGAUCUGGUAUAGGAUCCACUUUACAUAUCAUGAAGGAUUGUGUGGUCAAUAUGCCGGUUGUUUUGGCCAUGGAAAAGAACUCGGCUUUAAGGAAACGCGUGGAUAGCUCUAUACAACACCUGGCUGAGGGGGGCUUGAUAACCAAGUGGCUCAAGGAUGCCAUUCAGCGUCUGCCCGCCGAGGCUCCUGCCCAACAGGAGGCUCUGAUGAAUCUACAGAAAUUCUGGAGCUCCUUUGUGGCCCUGAUCAUUGGCUAUGUGGUUUCCAUUAUAAUCCUAAUGGCUGAGAGAUGGCACUACAAGCAUAUAGUGAUGAAGCAUCCCAUGUUUGAUGUCUACAAUCGUAGUUUGUACUAUAACUUCAAGAGGAUAUAUCCAGAUUAA
Molecule: messenger RNA, 2112 nt
Organism: Drosophila kikkawai
Lineage: Eukaryota; Metazoa; Arthropoda; Insecta; Diptera; Drosophilidae
Gene: Ir68a
Product: Ionotropic receptor 68a
Cellular component (GO): membrane
Molecular function (GO): ligand-gated monoatomic ion channel activity
Source: RefSeq, a predicted model, not a curated record